AUGCCAAACAAUAACAACAACGGAGGUUCCUCAAUGGAAGAAUUCAAACUUGCAGUGGUUGGAGGUGGAGGUGUCGGCAAGAGUGCUCUCACUGUGCAAUACAUUCAAAACAUUUAUAUUGAGGAAUACGAUCCCACCAUUGAAGAUUCCUAUCGAAAACAUGCCAAAGUUGAUGACAAGGCUUGUUUCUUGGAAAUUCUCGAUACAGCUGGUCAGGAGGAGUACAAAGCUUUGAGAGAUUCAUACAUGAGAACAGCGGAUGGUUUCUUAAUGGUUUAUUCAGUCAUUGAUCGAAAGACCUUUGAAGAAAUUAAUGAAUUCUAUGAACAAAUCUUACGAGUGAAGGAUUGUGAUAAAGUUCCAAUGGUUCUCGUGGGAAAUAAGUGUGAUUUGGAAUCGGAACGAGUGAUUCGUUUGGAUGAAGCCAAACUCUAUGCCAAACAAUUAGGAAUUCCAUUAAUGGAAACCAGUGCCAAGCAACGACUGAAUGUGGAUGAUGCAUUCACGGCAUUGGUGAGAGAAGUGAGAAAGGCUAAGAAACCAUUUGGUGGUGAUGAGGAAGAAAAGAAGAAGAAAAAGAAGAUUUGUACCAUCAUGUAA
This is a messenger RNA of Naegleria fowleri, 600 nucleotides long. RefSeq lists its product as uncharacterized. Gene Ontology annotation, molecular function: GDP binding; GTP binding; GTPase activity. Gene Ontology annotation, biological process: Ras protein signal transduction. Gene Ontology annotation, cellular component: plasma membrane. The record is from RefSeq and is a predicted model, not a curated record. The transcript has a single exon. The coding region runs from base 1 to 600 and encodes 199 amino acids. NCBI's taxonomy places the organism in Eukaryota, Heterolobosea, Eutetramitea, Acrasida, Naegleriidae.